This is a messenger RNA of Aethina tumida (small hive beetle), 1937 nucleotides long. RefSeq names its product UDP-glycosyltransferase UGT5-like. The record is from RefSeq and is a predicted model, not a curated record. Bases 24 to 1616 code for a protein of 530 amino acids. The transcript is spliced from 5 exons. NCBI's taxonomy places the organism in Eukaryota, Metazoa, Arthropoda, Insecta, Coleoptera, Nitidulidae. Gene Ontology annotation, molecular function: UDP-glycosyltransferase activity.
UUUCUUGCUUUCAUUGCGCGUGAAUGUCCCGUCUAGCAAUGAAGACUUUCACAAUUUUUCUCACGUUCUUCGUGUCUCUGUCGCAAUGUGCGAAUAUUCUGUUCUUCACGUCAUUCCCGAGCCACAGCCAUCAGGUUAUGUUCCAGCCAGUUUGGAGGGAAUUGUCUUUGCGAGGACAUAAUGUGGUUGCUAUUACACCCAAUCCCUUGAAGGAUCCAACCCUAACCAAUCUCACUGAAGUCGACCUCAGCGAUCUAUAUGAACGGGUCAAGGCGAGAAAAUCGAACAAAGACGAACUGAAAUAUAUGAUACAAAAGCCGGAUUUCUUGACGGUCUUUCUAAAAGACGCAGUCAUGACGCAUAUUUUCAACGCUAUGCACGCUUACGUGCUGCAACAUCCGAACAUGCAGGCCUUUUUGAAGGAAGAUCACAAAUUCGAUCUGGUUAUAGUUGAAUGGUUGUUCCCCACUUUUGCGGCUCUGGGGGCAAAAUAUCAAGCUCCGAUGAUUGGAAUUACAUCACUAGGAGCUCCAAUUCCAGCUCUUGAUACUGUCGGAAAUCCUUCUCAUCCAGUUUAUGCACCUGAUCAUAACCUUCCUGUGGGAAGAGAUAUGACCUUUAGGGAAAGGUUGAUGUCGGGUCUUUGGGCUGUUUAUGUCAGAAUUUUUUAUCACUUAGUCGUUUUACCUAGAGAAGAUGCUUUGGUUAGGAAACACUUGGGAAAUGAUCUUCCAUAUUUAGGCGAUAUUGAACGCAAUGUCAGUUUGUUGCUCCUCAAUAGAAAUCCUGUUUUCCACCGAGUUAUGCCUGUAGUUCCUGCUGUUAUUGAAUUAGGACACAUGAAAAGGAAUAAAACUAAAGAAGUGGUUGAUAAAGAUGUUCAGAAAUUUUUGGACAACUCUAAAAGAGGCGUCAUAUAUUUCAGUUUAGGUUCAAAUAUUACGCCUGAUUUGUUGCCAGCAAAUGCCUUACAAGCUAUUAUUAACACUUUUAGAAAGAUACCUUAUGACAUUAUUUUCAAAGGGGAUGAAACUGAUUUCGAAAACAAACCAGAAAAUGUUUUGAUUAAAAAGUGGAUACCACAAGAAACUGUUUUAAGCCAUAAAAAUACGAAAUUAUUUAUAACCCAAGGUGGUUUACAAUCUAGCGAUGAGGCAAUUAAUAAUCAAAUACCUGUAAUAGCAAUUCCUUUCAGCUCUGAUCAAACAAGCAAUGCUGAUACUUUGGCAAAGUAUGGAAUGGGUAAAAUGCUUGAUUAUGAUGAUCUGACUGAAGAAAUUUUCACUUUAUAUAUCAACGAAAUCAUUAACGAUCCUUCAUACAAACAAAACGCUAUAGCUUUAUCAAAAUUGUACGUGGAUCAGCCAAUUGGUGCUUUGGAAAAGGCGAUUUGGUGGAUUGAAUAUGUGAUACGUCACAAAGGAGCACAACAUUUAAGGAGUACCUCUAUGGACAUUCCUUGGUAUCAAUAUUUGAUGUUGGAUAUUUUUGCCUUUUUGUCAAUAGUAAUUACUGGACUAUUAUUAAUAUUGUAUGGAAUAAUCAAAUUGAUUGUGUCAUGUGUGAGAGCCAUAAUUGCUAAAAAGACUUGUGACAAGGAUAAAAAGAAUAAAUAAUUUUGUAAUUUGUAAAAUGUGUCAAUCACUUGGCAAAUUAAUGCUACAUGAUUAAUUAGAGCAAUUAAAACACAUUAUGUAUAGAACUUAAUCAGCUUACCUAAGCCGGAGCAUUAGUAUCACCUCACUAAGCAUUAACUUAUUAAUACCGUAAAAUUUAUGCCAACUAGGCAAUAGUGAAAUAUUCAGUGACGCCGUAAUUUUCGACAUCCACGUUAUAUUAGAAUAUUAGUUUAAUAUAUGAUAUGUGAUAGGCCUAGAAAAUUAUAUUAAGUAUUUACGCAUAGGUGUCAUAGGCAAAACUAAUUAAGUGUAACUGCG